AUGGUUGAUGACGAGGGUGUCAAAAGUUACAUACACAGGGUAAAUGAAAUUGUAAAUGCUAUAAGAGGUUUUGGUAGAAAGAUAGAAGGAGGCAAUGUUGUGAGAAAUAUUUUGUUUACUUUGCCUAAACCCUAUAAGCCAAAGACAUGCACUAUUGAAGAAAUUCAUGAUUUAGAUAAGUAUACAAUUGACCAACUUCUUGGAUCACCAUCUACCUAUGAAUUAUCUGAUAGGGAAGAUAUCAAAAGGGAAAGAAAAGAGGUCGCAUUCAAUAUUUCAAAUAUGAUUGAAGAUGAACUUGAAACAAGUGAAAAUAUGGAUGAGAUCGAAGCAAAAUUUGAAGACUACAAGAGAUUUUAUGAUGAUGAGAAGAAGGAUAGAUACAAAAGAUAUGACAAAAAGAAAAAGGAAAAGAAUAAGGAAAUGUCCAAAAGACUGGAAGGAAUGAAGAACAAAAGAAGUUCAGUAAGUGAAAAGACUACAUUGCAUGCCAAAGUGGAAUCAGAAUCUUGGAUAAUUGAUUUUGGAUGCCUAAAUUAUAUGAUCAAUGAUAAAGAGAAGUUCCUUAAUCAUGAGAGGUACGAUGGAGGAUCAGUUAAGUUUGUAGGAGAGGAAGUUGCACCUAUUUGUAGGAUAGGAAGCAUUACAAUUGAUGGUAAGCAUAAAAGUAAUGAUGUUUAUUGUGUUGAAGGUCUGAGACAUAAUUUAUUGAGUGGUCAAAUAUGA
This is a messenger RNA of Cryptomeria japonica (Japanese cedar), 726 nucleotides long. RefSeq lists its product as uncharacterized. NCBI's taxonomy places the organism in Eukaryota, Viridiplantae, Streptophyta, Pinopsida, Cupressales, Cupressaceae. The transcript has 3 exons. Bases 1 to 726 code for a protein of 241 amino acids. The record is from RefSeq and is a predicted model, not a curated record.